AUGCAUCAACGUUAUGGAGAUAAUUUUUCUAAUUCUACGAUGUCAUCUUCCAACAAUGGAGUCUUCUUGGGAACAGCAAGAGAAAAACGAGAAAAAUUAUUGAGAAAAGCCUAUUUAAAUCAACAACGAAAUGAAGCAUCGAGCGGCUGGAAACCGCAUACACCACCGCCUCAGACAAUUAAUGAAUCAUUUCCACCUGAAUUUCGUUAUUUCCGUCAUCAUCACAAUUCUCGAACGCAUAGCGUUGAUAGUAUUUCAUCGUCAAUAGCUAACACCAACGCAACUAUUCCAAUCAAUGACCAUCAAAUACCACGUACAGCAAGUCAAACAAGUCUUAAUAUGCAUCGUGCAAGUCCUUGUCCCUCAGAUGUGUCAUUUUCUUAUUCAAAUCCGAAGUAUUUUGUACGAACAUCUGUCUUCCGUCCUUCGUCAGCAUUAGCGACUAAAGCACCGUUGCAUUAUGAAAAUGUCAUUCGAUCUUCAUUGUUCGAUGAUAAGCAACAUCUUGGCAUUAAUAAUGAUGAACUAACAUUUCGAGCACCAACACCUGGGCCAGACUUUUCUGCUGCUCGUAGUGAUUCAAUAACACUCGAUGAACUAAUCGCCCGAUUAACUCCAACGUCAACUAGUACACCUGAAAUAACAUUUCUCUAUCCUGCACUUCUAUGUUGUCGAACUUAUAUUAAUCCGAUACUUUUGUUUAAUAAGAUAGCAAAAUCUAUUUUUAGUAAUUUGACACGUUGUUCUUCGGAACAACGAACAAAUCUACUUCUCAAUUAUCUUUCUAUGUUGAUUCAUUGGACAAAAACAUUCUCAUACGAUUUUCGUACACUAGCAUUAAUGAAUCAACUUGAAUGCAUAACAAGUCAAAUUGUUAAAAUUGAUCCUGUAUUUGAACCGAAUGUUAAAUUGCUCUUAUCGGAUAUAAUGUCUAAACUCAAUAUUCUCGAUCGAUAUGAACAAUAUUUACAAUUAAUUGACAAUGAAAUAGCCACUCGUUUGACAACUUCUGCUUUAACAACUGAUAUUUAUGAGCAAUGUCCAUGCCCAAAAGAAUUUGCACAUCAAUUGACACACAUUGAAUUAGAUAGACUUAAAGCAAUCGGAGCGGAAGAAUUCAUACAUAUGCGCUCAUCAGAUUCAUCAUCGGCGUCAGAUUCUCGUUCGACAAAAUCAUCAUCAACAACAUUAAAUGCUUGGACAUAUUGUCUUGAAGCGUAUGUUAAUUGGAGUAAUCGUUUAUCGUCAUUUGUAACAACAGAAAUUAUUAAACAUUUAAAACGACAUAUUCGUGUUAAACUUCUCAAUUAUUUUAUUGAUGCAGCACUUGAAUGUUUUAAUACAGGCAACUUUAAUUCAAUGAUGGGAAUUCUAGGUGGUCUGAAUAUGUUACCUGUCAAACGUCUAAAGAAAACGUGGAGUAAAGCUAAUCGUGCGAAAUUGGAUACACUAGAAAAAUAUAUGAAUCCAAGUAAAAACUUUUGUAUUUAUCGAUCGAUUGUUAAAGCUGCAAUGCAACGAGCCGAAAAGCAUCACUGGCAACCGGGAAUGGUUAUUAUUCCCUUUCUGAGCAUUUUCUUGCGUGAUGUCUAUUUUAUUAAAGUUCGUUCGCCUGAUUUAAUCAUGACAAAUGAUGAACAUGAAGAACUUAAUCUAAAAAAAUUUUAUAUUCUGGCUCGAUUUAUUUCAGAAGAAUUUAUCAGAUGUAAAUCGAGUAAAUGUUCAUUCGCUCGCUACGAAAGCAUAAUUAAUUAUGUAGUAACCAGUCCUGUGUUUAGCGAAGAUUCUUUAAUGGCAGCUAGUUUUGAAUGUGAACCGCCUGAAACAGAACAUGAUCGUGAACAACUUCGAUCUCUAAGAGCUAAAUUGGGCUUUUAA
Rotaria socialis is the source of this 1878-nucleotide messenger RNA. Lineage: Eukaryota; Metazoa; Rotifera; Eurotatoria; Philodinida; Philodinidae. The record is from the annotation of a GenBank genome assembly.